GCCGCCGCCGCCGCCGCCUCUUUCCCCAUGACAGCCCCGGCGAGAGUCAGGCUCGACCAGCCCGGCCGGUAUUUAAGCGGCGCAGGCCGCGGGCCGCGCCACUAACCGGGCCGCGAGAAGCAGCAGAGCAGCCGCCUCCGCCGCCACUCAGUCCCCUCCUCCUCCUUCUCCUCCUCAGGCCGGCGGGGAAGAAGGAACAGGAAAGGGAGGGCGAGGAGGAAGGACGGGCCUCUCUCCGCCGCCGCCGCCGCCGCUGCUUCCCUGGCCCGGCGGCCGAGUUCUUUCCCCUCACGCCGCCCGCUCUCUCGCCGCCUCGCCCCCCUGCUGCCAUGUUGGAUCGCUCGGCCCGAGCCGGGGCGAAGCGGGGCGUUUGAGGGGGGAAGGAGUGAAGCGAGAGGCCGAGGAGGAGCAGGAGGAGGAAGGGCUCCGGCCUAGAGCUCGCCCAGCCCCCUCAGCGCAAGUCUCCGGUCGCCGCCCCGAUGCUGCCGCCGCCGCCGCCGCUGCCGCAGUAGCCAGCGGGGCGGAAGCGGCUGCCGCUUGCUGGUCGAGAGCCGGGGGGACGCGGCCGAGCCCGGAGCCCCGAAGCAGAAGCGGCCGGCCGGCAUCUCGGAGCGGCGCGAUGAGCAACAACCAGCAGCCUCCGCCGCCGCGGCGGAUCACCAAUGUGGGCUCCAUGCUGCUCACCCCGCAGGAGAACGAGAGCCUCUUCGGCUUCCUGGGCAAGAAAUGUGUGGUGAGUCAAGAGAGGAGGCCUGGCCGGCGGGGGGGGGGGGCCGGCGGCGGAACCCCCCCCCCCCAAGUUUACCCCUGUUUACCACCACCACCCCGGGCUGGGCGUGGGGGGGAUGUGUACAGGACGCGUGUGCGUGUGAACGCGGCUUCAGGGAGGGUAGGUGGCUUGGGGCUCCAGGACGCUUGGCCAGCAGAGCCCCAUUGACGUCUGAGGGCCUUGCUGUGGGGAAAAUAUGCCUGCGACUUGGGGGGGGGGGGCUGCUGCAUUUGGGUGGGUGGAGAGCAAAGGGUUUAGAAUGGGGGGGGUGGGCCCCAUAGACAUAGCCAGGAUUUAUUUUACGGGGGGCAAGUAACCAGAAUUUUAUGCUGGGGGGCAGAUAGCCAGGUGUUGGGGGGCAGAUAGCAAGGAUUUAUAUUGGAACAAGUAGUCGGGAUUUAGGGGCGCAGGUAGCCAGGGCUUAUUGGGGGAGAGCAGGUAGCCAGGAUUUAUGGUGGGGGGCAGGUAGUCAGGAUUUUGUUGGGAUAAGUAGUCAGGAUUGAUGCUGGAACAAGUAUUCGGGAUUUAUGUUUUUGGGGGGGAGGGCAAGUAGCCAAGGUUUAUGUUAGAGGGUGCUGGACACCCACCUGUCAUCGUCCUCUGACUCUAGCAGAUUCGGAAUGAAAUGUCUCAACGAUUAAAUUACUUUCUUUUGAACCCAAGUGCUCAGAAAAAUCCAAAUCUUUCUACAUUUUCUACUUUUAGCUAAGUGUUUCUGUUUGUUUACUUGAUUCGGGGGGGGGGCAGCUGCUGCCCGAGCCCCCCAUCUACUCCCAUGGGGAUUGCUGCCUCUUUCGGUCAAGAUUGGGGGGUGGGCAGAUGCCUUGCUGGUCUUUCUGGGGUUGGGAGAACAGGAACGCUUCUUGCCAGGCCUUUCCCACAUAACAGCUGCUUGCUUCCUUUUUUUCUCAACCUGCCCGGCCUUCGGCUGUCGUAGUGGGAAAUCAGCAAGGUGUGUGGGGUGGAGGUGUUUUCCUUUCCUUCCAUUCGGGCGAGGCGUUCAGCAGCAUUUCCUCUUUUUUGGUCCGGUGAGUGGGGGGAAUGUGGGGCGCAGGUGAGUACAGCCGCAAGCAACACUGUGCCAGGAAAAAUAGUCUGUGCUAUCACUGCCCCGCCUCUCUGUGUUCCCUUCCAGGUGCCCCCUUAGUUGGGUUGCACUUUGGCACUGCUCUGUGCUUGCAGGAGGAAAUAGAUCUGGCAGGGGACUCCAGGGACACGUCUUUCACAGGUGUACAGUCACAGCACUUUGCUUGUUUUGCACAGGUGUGAGCUGCAAUGAUACUGCUCGGCUGCUGUUAGCUGGUUCCUACUGGUUACUUGCUCUCCCACUUCCUCUAUGCUUCUCUCUUGACAGGUAUAUUUUGAAAAGGGCAGUCCCAGUAAUGCUCUGCGGUAUGAGUGUGUCAGUCAUAGAGCUGUUGCAACGCUUCGUGGAAAAGUUCAGCAGGUUAGAGCAGGCCUGAAUCGGUCUGCCUGGAUUUCACCUGUAGGAUUUCGUGAACUUUCAGGAAACAAAGUGGUAUGAUCUGGGCCAGGCAAAACCAGAAUGUACUCUGUUUUGUUUCCCCUUAAACAAUAGGCUGACAUGGCAGAUGCACCCAUGUAGAUACACUUCACUGAGGGAUCUUUUAAAAAGACUGAAAAUCCUUGGUAGAUUUCUUUUUUUUAGUCCUAAUUAUUAGUAUCCUGUAGGUAUUUGCAGGCUUAAGAAUUCUGACAUUUGCUUUUAUUGUUAUGGGGCACCCAACAUUGUUACUAAUACUGUUCAAAGCCUUGCACUGAAACUUUUUGCUCUUUUUCCAAUUUCUUAGACAAAGUAAAUCCCAAGAAAUACAGUAUCACCCUGUUUUUGGCUUGUAUUUUAUUCUGUGAACUGCCCUGAGAUCUUACGAUGAAGGGCAGUAAUACAUCACCAUCAUGUAAUGUUUGGGCCCAUGUCAUUGUCUGAAUUAAUCUAUUCUUCUGGGCCAUUGUUUUAUUUUCUAAAACGUAAAUAUAAAUAGUCAAUUUUCUUGUGAGCGAGCCACUAAAGACUUGUUCUGAUUUAGUUGAGUUGUAAUGUAAGCUUACCAGGAGAGUAACAGCACAGAUAAAAAAUUACAAUAACUAGGUAUAUCACAGCAAGAAGUUGGGGCAUUAGAACAGGGAUUAACAAAUAUGUGUGUUAUUACCCAGCACUGGAUUGUAGAAAACCAACAAAAGUAAGACAUGUUAGGGAGAGAUACAAGGUCCAGUAAAGAUUGCAGUAAUUUACUAGCAUCUUUGGAAGGCUUUAUUUAUUUAUUUUUUAGCUCUAGAAUUACUUGGGUAGAUGAGGCACACUACAGAUCAUUGCCUCCAGCUAUGCCUCAGUGAAAACUGGCUUAUAUUAUAGAUCUAUCUCAAAUGUCAGUAGGAAUCAGUGAAUUCUGACCAUAUUCUUCCAUUAUUUCCCUUGCAGUAGAAAGUAUUCAGAGCCGGAGGUUAUUAGUUAUUUAUUGAGACCAUUAAGACUAAUGGUAGUAAAUGCUACUACAAGGGAGGGGGGACUACAGUUCCCAUCAUCUCCUCCUAUAGCCGUGCUUGGCUGGGGUUGAUGGGAGCUGGAGUCUCAACAUUACAGGUUCACCACAACGCCAGUAGUAAGUCACUUUAGGCACCCUUCUUCUGAACUGCUGUAAUUCUUCUUACUCUUCCCCUGAGCCCUACCUAAUUGUCCACUCCGCCAUAGUGACUCUAAUGACUUUUGCACACUGGUAUUGCAUAAAGGGCCUCUGCACAUAGGCAAAAUAUAAUGCUAAAAGCAAAAUGUAAUGCCAAAAGAGUGUCAAUACUGUCAAAAGGAUGCUGGCAGUGGCAUUAUGCUAUUCCCUGGGGAUGCUGAGACUUGCCAGGGAGGGUGUAAAUUCCUCUAGGGUACGUUGAAGUACUAUUUACCUUAACUGGGCUGAGUGGCUUAAUGCCAACUCCCUUGCCAGUUGGUGCAAUGCAGGAACGUGUGCCCCACCCUCAAUGUUAAUAGUGCCGUUAGCAACCCCCCCUUUUUUGCACAGUCACUACAUUAGGUUGAGGACUAGGCAGCUGAAACAAUUGCUAAGAGUGAGUAGGCAUUUUUCUGACUUUCAAAGUUAUAAAAUUUGGAACUUUUGGUAAAAGCAUGCAGUAAUUGUUUCAUUAGAUUCUAGUGGUAAAAGGAUACCUGCAAGGGCUGCAGUGUUUAGCAAACUUAAAUCUUUACCUUGGAGUAAACUCCAUUGAAUCCAGUGGAGCUUACUUCUUAGUUAAGGAUAGGGCUGUGCUUUUGAUUGGCUAAAAACCAUUGCACCGCCUUAAAAAAGUAGCCUGAUUUAAUCUGUCAUAUUUCUUAAAGUAUCCAUUUAAUUUUUUAAAAAAAUACAAGAAAAUAGUGUAGGUGGUAGGCAUAUGUUAAAAGGAUCCGCUCCUUCUCCCUUGGGAAGAAGAGCACAAGCUUCGUGUGUCAAGGGUUUCACAUUCAUUCCUGGCAUCUCCAGGUAGAUCUCUGGGAAAGACUGUUUGAAAUCCUGAAAAUCACUGCCAGCAUUUCUAGAUGGUAAAGGUAAAGGGACCCCUGACCGUUAAGUACAGUCGUGGAUGACUCUGGGGUUCCGGAACUCAUCUCGCUUUACUGGCCGAGGGAGCCGACGUUUAUCCGCAGACAGUUUUUCCGGGUCAUGUGGCCAGCAUGACUAAGCCGCUUCUGGCGAACCAGAGCAGCGCAUGGAAACACCGUUUACCUUCCCACCGGAGUGGUACCUAUUUGUCUACUUGCACUUUGACGUGCUUUCGAGCUGCUAGGUUGACAGGAGCUGGGACCAAACAAUGAGAGCUCACCCCAUUGCGGGGAUUCGAACUGCCGACCUUCUGAUCAGCAAGUCCUAGGCUCUGGUUUAGACCACAGCGCUAACCGCGUCCUGGUAGUACUAGACAGUGCUGAGCUAGAUUAACUACUGAACUGAAUUGGUUUAAGGCAGCUUCAAUUGCACACAAAGAAAUGCCUCUUCUGAGAAUGUGCAUGAGUUAUCAAAAAGCCCCAAAAGAAAAUAAAAGCAUGCUUUUAUUUUCAUUAAAAAACCACCAUGUUAUUCAUAUAGUUUAUAAACGAUGGAAGUCUUAGUCAAUUAGGUGUCAACACUGCAGGAAGCCUGAGUAAAAUGUGUUGCUAACUGCAGCGAAUAAAUAUUUCGGCUACCUGAAGGCUCCGCACAAACGUGUGAGCACUUUUAGAGCAAGUUAGCAGUUUGCUAUGAAAAUUAGGUGGUAUACCCUUAUAGUAUUACAGGAGGUUGAAUGUGUGUCAGAUUAGGAGAAAAUAAAUAAAAUACUAGGUGCCAGUUCUUUGGGGCUGAAAACAUAUUUCAAAUUCUAGGCAUCUGGGGGGCACGGUAUUUGGGACAUCCUAUUGAUGAGGUUGCUAAAAUUCUCUUUGAAACUGAUUUAUUUGCAACUUCCCCAGAGUGGCUGGGGAAACCCAGCCAGAUGGGCAGAGCAUAAAUAAUAAAAUUAUUAUUUGUAUGUUGAUGAGAAUCUUACAAUUCUGGAAAAGACAGAGUGAAUUUUCUCUCCACCUUUCCAAGUGCAAACUGUUAGAACUGUAAUGCAUAUGUAACACCAGGUGUACAUGCUUGGUGUGCAGGGAAGUCCCAGGCUAGAUCUCUGGUUAAAAGGAUCAGGGAGAAGGAAUGGAAAAGCCCUUUUUUGCGAAUCCCUGGAGCUGCUGCUCUUCAGAGUAGGCAGUAUUAGUCUAGAUCAGGCAGUAUUAGUCUAGUUUAGAUCAGGUGUGGGGAACCUUUGGCCCGCCAAAUGUUGAACAACUCCCAUCAGCCCCAGCAAGCUAGGCCAAUGGCCAGGGAUGGGAGCUGUAAUUUCCAUGUGGAGGGCCAAAGACUGCCCACACCUGGUCUAGAUGGACAAAUAGACUGGCAGCAUCCUAUGUUCCGAAUGAGGAAUAUCACACACAGAAAUUGCCACUCCAUCUUCUGCUUAUGUAAGAAAUAUAUAUGGAGAAAAAAAGACAUUAGCCUGUUACUGCAGAAAGGCAAAUUGAUUCUCAAGCUCAAUACUGCAAUCACUGAACACCUCCACCAUUGGGUCCUGCACCAGCUUCAGUCAGAUGUCACUAUUCCAAUUUUGGUUUCAUUUUUGUUAACUUGGGGCUCCUCCCAUGCUGCCGCUCACACAAAAGCAUGCUGCAGAUAUAUUUACAACUAUGCAAUCAGUUGUAUGAUUGUCUUGGUUUUAUGAAAGCAAAAGCUAGUAUCCUAGGUGGCUCACAUUCCAUUCUUUUCUUUUUUAAAAUUUCAUUUAUUGCUAGCCCAGUACAUUGCUAUAACCUAUGCCAUUUUUGUUUCGUAACUGAAACAGUUAAAUGAGGCCCUGGUUCAGUAUGUCCACUUCAGCAGUUGAAAGGCAUCAGAAGGCUUUAGAAAAAUAAUAUUGAUUAGCUCACACUGCAGGUUGCAUGAAAUACAUGUCUGCAGAAUAUGCAUGCAAUAUGCUAGUUUGUCUAAAUGAUCUUCAGAGAAACAGUGUCAUACUAUAUAAUACCUUCAUUUGUCUAAUAUUGACAGAUCUAUCUGUGCCCUCCCCUGAGUCGCCUUAAUGAGCCCUAGUUUCCAGUGGUAGCCAGGAUUCAUGACUUGCAACAUUGUUUUGUAAUUUUUUUGCAUCUGUACUUGUUCCUUUUCCAGAUGCUUAACUCUUCACACUUUCACUUUGUUCCUCAUCCUCCCCCUUACUUCUGGCAUCCAGCUAUGCUGCGGAAAUACAAUACAAUCAAUGAUAUCAGGAUUCUGCUGUUACUGUUCUGUUGACUGGAUUGUACUAUGGAAAGUUGGUGUUUAAGACACACUUUCAGAUAAUACAAAAGUAGUAGGCAUUGUUCAUUCUUAGACAAGGAGGCUGCAGUUAAAUUUUUGCCAUUCUUUCCCAGUUUGUAUUGGACACUCAUUGGGGAAGGAAAAAGUGGGAUUUGCAUUGUCUUCAGUCAUGGGAUUUUUUUAAACAGUAGCAGCACACAGACCUGAGCACCAGGAAAGGUAGUGCGAUAUCUUGCCAAAUACCCAUCUCAAUUUUCUGCCUGCAAUUUAGCAGUAGCAGUUGAGCUAUACAAGUGCGUAUGCGGAAUCCCCAUUUUCUGUGAGAGGAAGGUGCUUGAAGCAGGGUUCAUGUGGGAUGCAUGCAUUUUAUUAAGUGUGUGCGAAAGUAGCAACAACUGUUAUGUUUCAUCUAGACUUUUAUACGAGCAGCCUUGUGGAAUUAAGGGCAGUACUUUCAGAAAACUGAGCACGAACAUCAUGUGGCCUUGGUGUUAAAUAAGCCAUUCCAGUAGGAUUUUUUAAAUACCUUUAUGUUCUGGCUUUAUGUAUAAAUUCGUGGUGGUUGUAGCUUAGCAAGGGGCUUCUAUUAUGUACUCCCUUUCAGUGUUCUCUAGCGUGUGGGUUUGCAUUGCUUUCGGCAUGCUUGCCAUUUGCUGCCUCCUUCCCCUUCCAUACUGUGAAUAAAAGAGUGAUGAGAUGAUUUUGUGCUGUUAAAAGAUUGAACAGGUUGUCUCGUUUUUUGGAAGCCUAGAGAGAGGGCAUGCAACUGCUUUUAUUGCCGAUCUUCAUUUGUUAAAAAAGAGUUAUAAUUUGAAACGUAUUUUACCCUGCUCUUUAGCUGAAAAGGCCAGCUUACAGAGAUCUUUGGUGAGACUGAUAUAAUCAGUCCAAGGACUUAAGAUACCAGGAGGCCUGGAAAACUCUUUAUUUUGCUGUGUAUUGCUUUGGCCCAUGAUAGGAUUGCAUUUUGAAAUUGUUUGCAAUUGGUAUUAGUCCUCUGCAUAUUUUGUAUGAGGCUUCCUGACAAAGGGCACUUGUGAACAACAAAGCUGGGGUAUAGUUACCCUAGCACCCUGAAGGAUUGGCCUGCAGGACAGCAUUGUCUUGCGUAUGGACAGUACAGGAUUGUACGUAAAGCAGCUUCAAAACUUCAUUGGGCUAAUAAUGCAACAAUAUUUUUUUUAAAAAGAAAACAACAAAAAAGAAAUACCCUUUGUAAAACAUGAUUUAUUUAGAAAAGAAGUAAAGGUAACUGUCUGUGCUAGGUUUGGAAUACCUGUCUGUUGAUCAGUUAAACAAUUGUGUUUGUCACAACUGGAAGCCACAAUCUAUUUCUCUCCUCCCUCCCUUCCUUCCCCUGCCCCCAGCAGUUGCCUACAAUCCUGCCAGUAUGGGAGUUUCUUCUCCCAAAGGUGAGAAAGUUAAAAGCUUUAAAGAUGAAUACUGGAAGUUGGGUGUAGGGUUCUGGAAUAACUGCAAAGGGUCAAAGACUCCUCUGUCCUGUGUCUGUGGUCCUGAUUGUCUACCAGUUUGAUCAUGGCCUGGCAAUUCUGUAAAGCUGAGUGCCUUUAUGUAAGUGGUAGCCCUAGUCUCUGUUUGACUUAAAAGCAAAGCCGGGAAUAAGGCUUGUAAUAAACCAGACAUAGAAUGGACUUGUUGUUUAUAGUACUUCUUGUUUUUACUUUUACAAAGUUUUGCUGCUACGUUUUUCUUCGAGUUCUUAAAAUAAUAAACUACUGUAGUCACUGUCUUGUAUAUAGUUUGCUACAUUGAUUAGCCUAAAAUUGCAAAGUUAAAAAUAACUGAUUACAGUUAUUUAGAGUAUCUUUAUUGCAUCACGAAAAAGUGGAUUUUUCUGUAAGCAAAGAUGAUGCAUCUCAAGGUCUAUCCCACCUUUUCUUGUCUUGUUUUUUGUUAAAUCUAUUGCCCUUUUGUGUGUUCUGCUAUACUGUACAGCAUUUGUAGCAGCCAGGUGCAGCUUGAUGUAAAUCAUGAGCAAUCUAUGAGGAGGAGAACUCCAGCAGUUCUAAAUUCACUUACCAGCAGGGAUCCACAAGUUUUGCGUAUUCUUAAUAGUGAAGACAAAAGUUUCUGGAUUCCAUGACCUUGCCCCCCUUCCUUUACUACAGACCUAUUCAUUUCUACUUGGAAGUGAAUAACAAUACGUAGUUGUGCUGUCCUUGUAGGGCCUCAGAUAUUCAGCAGAACCCUACUUGUGCCCACCCUCUCUAGCUGGGGAAGGGUAGCAAGGACUCUUUGGGGUAAUAUAGUGCUCUGAGUACCUUGACUGCCGCAGCCUGGUUCCAUCCAUUCACUUUGGAGCUAGAUAGAGAUUAGGCUUUUGGGGGCAGUGGACAGCAAACACAUUCGUUGAAACACCUACUGUCACCCACUGCCCAGAUAACCAGCUCCAGCAGAGAUGGGUGUGACUCUUCCCCCUAGUUGCAUUGAGUUUUAGAACCAUCCACAACUCAACACUGACUGUGGGGGUUGUGUUUGUCACUGCCGAUAGAUGUAGCGACUAGAACCAUACAGUAUUUUGAAUAUGGUGUGGCAUGAUUUGAUUAAAGGAAUUACAAUACUGACAGCUCUAUUUUCAAUCCCUUUCCUACUAAUCCUUGACGUGGCAUUCACCACUUUCUGCAGCCGCCACAUAUUAAGUCUGCACUUACAUUGCAUUAUCUGCCACAACCCCAAGAUCCUUUCUGUCAAGUCAGCACCGCCUGAGAGCCCAUCAACGUAUGUGUGUGUUAGAAUUUAUUUUUGCCUAAAAGGUUGCACCACUUAAUGCAUGCUUACAUUGAACCACUUUUGACCAUUUAUCCAUUUUGGAGAGAUCCGUUGGGAGCUUUUUGCUUUUACCAAUCAAUACAGUAGGCAGUCCUCCAUGGGCUGAAUGCCAGAGGUAGAUGGGGACAGAGGUAAAAGUGUGUGGAACUAUAGAUGUGGCCCUUAAACUUGUACUGUGGGCUGUGUCUCAGCCAUGCAAAAGUAGUGGUCCCCCCCCCAUAUACUUACAUGCAUCUCUCCAUUCUCCUAUCCAGGUAAGCAAGAAGCAUUAUCACAGUUCAGGAAUCUCUUCCAUUCAUUUAAAAGCGCUUGAGGAUAGAUAAUGUGGAGCAGGGCUGUUGAGAGGCAUGACCUAAAAAGAGUCCCAAGGGGCAGAUAGAGAGGCCUGAUGAAUGGGAAGAACCUCAGCUUGAGGUUCUUCUACGUGCUGGGGUAUUAUUGUGUUUCAGUAUGUAAGGAAUGGGGAGUACAUUUUAAAUAUUUCUGAAUUGGAGCAUAGCUCAUGAAAAAUAUUAAUUUGGGAGAGUCUCAAAAUAUUUUUAAUCUAAGCUUUGGUCCACUCAUUGAGCCAAAUCAAUUUGAAAUGGCUUGCUGAUGUUUUCAAGGUCAGAAAGAUGUAUUACUGCAGAAACGGAGGAUCUGCAAUGCCUGUUCUGUGGUUAAAAUUGCAAGGGCCAGAAUCAUCCUGUAGUAUUGUGGCUUUGGGUGAAAUACCACAAAUUAACUUCCUUUUUCUUUGCAGCUUGGCAAUAGCCUGUACUCAUAGUGUGUGUGACUUUGCCACUUUGAGUGAUUACUUCUGCUUUAUCUACAAGGAACUUCCUUGGGCUUUAAGAGGAAGAGGGUUGUGGUCUGCAGGAAUUGGUUUGCUGGUUUCUGUAACCUCAGCCACAACCUCUUCCUUAGGGGUGCGGGGAGGUGAGAAACUUAUCAGAGUUUCCAUUCCUUCCUCCCCACUUGGACAUCGCAUCCAAGACCCAGCAUGGGGGUAGCGGGAAAUCUAGAGAAGAAGUUCUUCAAAUAAUGGUGUAUUCUAAUUCACUUUAAAAUUCAGUAGGAUCACGUUUUUGUUUUGCGCACAACGAGGUUUUAUGACAAAAGUCUUCUCCAGCUGUGCUAGCUAAAGUCCUGUAACUGGAAAUGUUGAUGAGCCUGUAUACAUGUAGAUAAUGUGAAAUGCCAGCUGUCCAUAUGAUUUUGUAUUUCUUUAACACCUGUUCUGUUGAACAGGUCUCUCUGAGACCUAGAUAAAAUUGGUAAAAUGAUGACUAAUAUUUUUAAUUGUUAGGAAAUGUAAGAUGCUAUUUUUUAAUUGCUAGGAAAUGCCAUACCCCGAAGCCCUGUCAAACUAGUGGUAGUUGCAACCCCAAGUGAAGAUCAGUCACAAGACCAUUCUCCCACUACAAAAAAAAUAUGAUAAAUUUAUUUUUGAAUCGCUAUAAACUUCAUAAACCACUUUGAAGAAAGUUGGGACUUUAUAUAAAAUUAGCCAUACUAAGACUUGUAUAUCUUCAUAAAGGUGUUAAUUUGCUUAGUCUUUAAUUCUUAAGGCUGAAAAGGCUUUUGAUUGGGUAGAGAAAUAUUUCCAGAAUAUUUUGCUGAAUAUUUCCAGUCUGUGAUCAAAUAUAAUGUAAUGAUAUGCAACAUAUACACAUAUACAGAUAUUGUUUUUUAAGUACUAGAAACAAAUGUCCUGAGUCACUACUUGUUUUUGCUGUCUUUAUUGAACCGCUAGCUUUUUAUUAUACAACACCUAAAUGAUAUAAAGAGCAGAAUAUUGAUUAUUUGAUUCUAUCAAAUGCAGGGUAAGCUAAAAUCAGAGGUAGCCAAUGCCUCCAGAUACUGGAACUGCAACUUCCAUCAGCCCCAUGCAGGUAUGGGCAGGGGUGGUGGGGUUAUAAUCCAACAACAUAUGGAAGACACCAUGUUGAGUACCUCUGGUUUAGGUGGUCCAAAUUGGUAGACACUGUGGAGUUAAUAUAUUUUCAGACUUGUGCCUUUCAAAGUCAGUUAGGUCUUUCUAAUACAGUAUAAAUAGCAUCGGGUAGUUUUUGUCAAAACGUUUGUCAAAAUACAUUAUUUUAUGGCUUGACUGCCUUUCUUUAAGAUACUGAAAUAUUUCCAACACAACACAGCACCUCGCUGAUGCAAAGGUAGGAGUGCCCCUGUUUCCUGCAGGGUUUCCUCUAGUUAUAACCCCUAGCAACACAGGUUACACAAUUCUGGCUUCCUGAUCCACGGAGAGUGGCUUUUCAUGAAGUGCUGCAGCAGCGAGGAGGAGACAGAAUAACCCUGUUACAUGAAGAGAGCUUUCGUUUGCACUUUUUUAGAUUUAAAUCAAUACAUCUUGCUAGUUUACCAGGUGGCAACUGCUUUUCUAUUAAAACAAUGGUCAAAAGGAUUCAAGAACUAUCUUGUUCAAGUUAACUAGGUUCUAACCCAAAGUACAAGAAUGAUGGGGAGGGGAUUGGCAGAUGGGCCACCUCUACAUCCUUAUGUUUGGGGUCAUUUCUUCUGCGGCCACAGGUGGGGUGUGCAUUGCUCCCCUGGCGGUCGUCCACUUCAUCCACUGCCCCACAGAUGCUCGCCCCAUCCCAGAGGCUCACCUGUGGGCAAGUCCACCCCACUGUGACAUGGGCCUGAGCAGGGUGAGCUCUACCUGUCUAGAGCCCUGUCUAAAGGCAUCUCAAGGGCAUUCCUCUGUGAAACAACUCCCAGGAAUGCUUGUGGGUGGAAUUGCAGGUAUUGUUCCACUGCUUAUAUAAGGAACUGGCCUCGCAGCAGUAGCAGCAUUGGGUGAGAGGGAAGGUUCCUCAAGCGAUAAGUGUGGCUACCCUCCAAUGAAUGUAAGAUAGUUAAUGUGAGCUUCUGAGGAAUGUCUUUUUAGAAUGGCAAUCCCCUCACCCCCAAUUUUAUCUCUGUACUAGACAUUAUUUUCUUCUGUUUAAUUUUAAGCUGUUAGGUUAGCGUAUCUGUAUUGUUUUAUACAACAUUGUGUGGCUAGGUGGGCUUUUUGGUAUUAAUAGCAUUGCAAUUAUUUCUUGUUCUCUCUGUUUUUAUUCUUUUUUAACCAUUACACUUGUUCAUUUGAUGUGCUUUGGACUGCUUCGGCCACAGUUUUGCAGAAAAGUGACAUACAAAUUAUGCCGGCCGCUUUGAAGUGCUGCAUUGGAAUCCAUCUCUUAGAUUCAAAGGACCAUGAAUCUUUCAAUAUUAAGAAAGGAUUGUCAUUUAAGCAAUGUUAACAAUAACCAACUUUGUAUUAGGUAGUUGGAAUUUGCAAGAUACCUGUUCUUAAAGGCUGCCUUGGAUUCAUGUUGGCUGCUCCAGCCCUUGAGAGGGAAAGCCUGUUCUGAAUAAAUCUCAAAUUCUGCCAGUCGUGUCUAGACUUCAAUGAACCUUGAAAGGAGAGAGUGCAAAUAGCAUAUGCUAUCCAGUCUUGCAGAACCAGAGUUGCAAUGAAGUCUGUAAACUGCAGUGUAGGUAAAUGUUUGAUAUUUGCAGAAGGGUUAUAAAAGUCCAGUUAUCUGAUCAUCCCCUGCACCUGAGAAAUUAGUCCCUGGUGCUGGGAGCAGGUUUUUUCUACCCUUCAGCACUACUGUUUGUGGGACCGGCUGCCACCAUCCACUUCCAUAGCUUCGUUUCCUUAGUUACUAAUCGUAACUAAGCAACCACUUGGUGGUGGAAGGGCUCUCAAGUCCAAGGUUAUAAUCUCCAGGUAGGGUGGAGCCCUGACUUUAAGCCAGAGCUUUCAAAACUUUUUAUGUUGGUGACACACUUUUUAGGCAUGCAUCGUUUCGUGACACAGUAAUUCAGUUUUACUAGCAAACCAGAGGUUAAACUAACCCCUCUCCAGCCCCAGGAGGCAUGCGGGGACCAUUUGUGUGACACACCUACACACUGCAGCUGACACACUAACCUGUCGCAACACAGUUUGAAAAGCUCUGCUCUGUGGGGAGAGAGAAGGAAGAAAGAAAAGAACAAUUAGGAUGCUAGCAAAGCAUUUCCCCUUACUGUUGCUCUCAGGUGUGUCCCCUUGUUCUUCAUUGGCUUCCAAAUGUUGAAGAUAUUUUUGUGCCCCUGAUAACGAAUAUAUAUAUUUUUAAACCCCACAAAGAUAGAUUUAUUGUCUUAAGGGCUUGUAGCUCUUUGUCAUGGUGUAUUCUGAUCUUUCAUUUUUAUUGCUGUUAUGUUGUUCCAUACAGAACUUUGUAAGAUUUUAUUUUCAGUAGUUUCCUGGUACCUUGCACGGUGUACAGAUAAAAGUAGUUCAACAUGCAACUGGUCAAGAUAAGAAAAAGUUUAGGGGAAACGGGUUCCAGAAGCUCAUAAGAAAAGUCACUUCUGUACUGUAUUAUCUAACUUAACUUACAUCCCUAUAGCCAACAAAUGAGAAGCUAGAUAUUAUCACAUUUGCUAUUUUUUACUUCCUUUGAGCCUGUGAUGAUUAUAAAACUAAUGCAGCUUCCAGUUUUAAAUGCAUUACUGAAUAAUGGAGUCUGAACCAUUGUUCCCAAGUUCCUUUUUACUCUUCCACGAAAUACUUGGUUCACCGUCCUAAGGACUAUGGAGGAACUUGAUAACUUGCUGUCUAAACAAGAAUUUCUUUUGUUGAAUAUUCUUGUUCAGUGUUGGACUAUUCAUCGCUGAAUGAAUUAAAUCCUGUGUGUGCUAAGUUUCCGUGAAACCUUGCUACCCAGUAGUAGCAAUCCAAGUGGGAUUUUAUAGUGCCUUUGAACAAAGGUUGGCACUCUACUAUUGACAGGACUGUAUCUGUUUAAAAUAUCGCUCAGGCAAAAGCAGCAUCCUUACUGUAUUUUUUAUAGGUGAUGUUUGGUUAGAUUUCCAGCAGUGCUAACCAGAACAAGCACCAUUUUUUAUGAAGCGCUACACAGCUUCAUAAACAAUUACAUGUUUGUACAUAUGAAGGUCACAUGAUGAUGAUGAGCUCUCAAGUCUUAACAAAACUUUUCUUCUUUUUUAGACAAUGUCUUCUGCAAUUGUUCAGAUUUAUGCAGCAGAUCGCAAUGCUAUGUGGUCGAAGAAGUGCUGCGGCGUAGCUUGCCUUGUAAAAGACAAUCCACAAAGGUCUUAUUUUAUCAGAAUAUAUGAUAUUAAGGUGAGAUUCUCCUCCUUUUGCCAUCUCUAAAAUAUGCUUGUGUUUGUCUUAAUUUGUCAAAAUGUGUUGAAUAGCAUGCCUCUGGUUUAUGUAUUAACGAAUUGUUAAACUGUAGAAACAGAAAUGAAUGUGUGAUAUGUUUCAGCUCUGUGGCGCAUGUUGAUCACACUUAAAAAGUAGGAACACAUGGGUCUAAAGAAAUAAAUGUACUUGGGAGGAGAACCAUGUGGAAAGCCAGAGCUUUGCUUCCUGAUCUUGCUGCAGAAGUUCUCGUAGCUCAAUUAGCAAGCUGUUGAGCUGUAGCCUGACAGUUUGGCAACAAGAACUGCUGGAUAAAAGGUCAAUCUGAAAAUUAAUAUUUUAAUGUAUAGACAACUUAAGCAUAUAUCUAAAUCCACGAUAUAUAAAUGAUGGCAAAGUGCAGGUAGCCAAGAAGCAAUGCAACUUGAUGGCUUUGUCCUCAGCAUAGUGUUGGCUCUUUGCUUUUCAAGAAGAUGGCAUGGAGUCCUCUCCUAAGAAUAGUCAACUGAGAGGAAGCAGGAAGUUUGCCAGCAUGCAGAAGUCAUAUAAGUAUGUGUCUGCAGUCACUUUUCUCAGUGUCUUUUUUCUCCCCUUCCAUUUUUCUUUAGGAUGGAAAACAGUUGUGGGAACAAGAAUUGUAUAAUAAUUUUGUAUAUAAUAGUCCUAGACCAUAUUUUCAUACCUUUGCUGGAGACGUAAGUAUUUUGCUGUAUUUUGCAUAGUUAUCUCUAUAACAACAUUAAAAGGAAUAAAAUAGUCCUGUCAGUUUGUACUGCCAGGUAUAUUUACACCUGCACAGUUUCUCUUUUAUUCUCUAAAUCAAGUAAUAUAAAGAGCUGUGCAGCUUUCCUGAUAAUUUGUAUUAAGAAGUUAAUGUCAAAAGAAUUCAUUAUUUUUUACAGAUUUGUUUUCCUUCAUCUUAUAACCAUAUGAGUAAAAUUCAGGGGAACAGAUAGGCACACCUUAUACAUAUUGAAGUCAGUAGCAGUUGUCAGCGACAAACUGAUCCCCUUGGUACAUCUAGUGUUUAUUAUUAUUUAUUACAUUUGUUAGUUGCUCAGUACCUAAUUUAUCAAAGCAAUCUAAGAUUUUAAAGACACUAAUUUCAGAUUGCAAAAAACCUGCAUGUAUUAAUAUAGUUUCUUAGAAAAGUUAAUUUCAUAAGAAAAUAUUUGUUUUUCAGGCAUGUCAGGUGGGUCUUAAUUUUGCUAAUGAAGAAGAAGCUAAAAAAUUCCAGAAGACAGUGACGGACUUAAUUGGACGACGGCAACGAAAAUCUGGUAGAGACAUAGUUUUUCAACACACUUUUGCUUUGUAUAGAACUUAGAAGAAAACAUUCUUAAGGCAGAAACUGACCUCCUUAGUGUCUAGCUUCUCUGGAUUCAAGAAAUAGGUUAGAGAUAGAAGGGGGGCCACACACACAUAGUCGUUACCAAUAAAUGUGUACAAACUGGACCUUUGUACAGUCUACAGCUAAUGCUAGCAGGACUUCAUAAAAUAGAAUUUGGGACCCUGUGGUUGUUGGUUUCCAGCUGCCAUGAGUCCCACCCAACGUAGUCAGUGGUCAGAGUUGUAGACCAUUAACUGGAGGAUCACAGGUUCCUGUUACACAAUAAGAUUCAGCAGUGCCUAGUCUUUUACAAUACAGCAGUGCUUCUCAAAUUUGGUUCCCUAGCUGUUGUUGCACUUCAACUCCCAUCAUCCUUGGCCGCUGGUCCUGUUAGCUAGGAAUGAUGGGAAUUGUAGGCCAUCAACAGCUGGGGACCCAAAUUUGAGAAACAGUACUGAAAUCCCCAAUACUAUUUCUUCUUCUGAUAGUGAACUUGAGUGGUGAGUACCAAUGGAAAUGGAGCCAAAAUGGAGCAACUGAGAAAAUAAGAGGGGGAGUAUCACCAUAGUUGGGGGAAUCCCAAGGAUUGUUGAAUUACAAAUAUUCUAAGGGAGAGGAAAACUUGGGGGAAACACCUUAAAGAAACACAACAAAAAACAACAACCCAAUGAGCAGCGCACACACUCAGCAGCUGCACAGUGUUAAGUGUUAGUUAUAAAAGAAAACAGGGGUUGAGAGGGAAUGUCAAAUGACCAGGUCAUAAAAUCCUGAACCGCAGAAGCAUUCCUAUUAAAGGUGAGAACGCACCGCAGCACUUCAUUGUAAGUCCCAGCGGUAUUGUUAAUUCAAUGAAGUGCUUAUUGCUGUCGGCUGAAUAAAACAGUAUCUCAGUGACAUUUUGCACAUUAUAUAUUUAGAAAUACAGGCAACCUUCCCACAGUGUAUCCAGUGGGGAGAUAGGCAGUGUCGCAGAUAUGAUUCGCAGCGAUUUUUGUGAUGUUGGCAGGUGGUUAAAAUUGCCACUCAGCAACUGGAAUCCCUGCUGGCUCCCUGAGCUUCCAGUUUACAUGUAAUUUUUAUCUGUGUUAUAGUCAAGAUAUUGCUGGAGCUUGCAAUUACCUGAAUUUAUCCAGUUCAUAAUAUUGGGCUGCAUUAUUAAGUGCCAUUUCUCACCGAAGUCCCCAAGUUUUGCUCUCUGGCUUAGAAUGUAAAGCAGGGUUUUGCACAUGCAUGGAGAGUGCUCAGCAGACCAGGUAGCCAAAGCAAACUGCUAUGGUGCAUGUGUAGAAUCUUUCCAUGCUAAUCUUUUCCUGCUUAAACUUGGUUCAUAGAAUAAGAAAAAUAUAUAUAACCAGGCCAUUUAACUUAGCGGCCUUUUGUUUGGUGAAUACUGAUGCAGAGAGCUCUUCACUUCUGAUUCUGUGUCUCGGAUAUAUGACUCAAAUGUUUCUUUUAAAAUCAGUGCAUUGGUUUAUAAUCAGAUUUUGUCUGUCUGGAGUUAGACUUCCCUUUGAUUUCAGGGCUUCCUCCCGCUGGUCAGAAAUGGUUUCUCUGUUAAGCCACCAGAUGGAGUCCUAAGACUAUCCUAUACCACUGGAUGUAAUUUUUGUUCUAUAAUAAAUUGAGCGACAAUUUCACAAGGCAGACAAGAAUGUAUCAUUUUAUUUGCAGUGGAAUGUACAGUGCAGCUGGUUCUUUAACCCUGAAAGUUUGUUGACAUGCAGACAUUCUGGGAGCCUUGCUUGGAGUUAAAUCCGAGAAAUAGGACACUGCUUCCUAUGUCUUUUCCAAGCUGCUGUAUUGCACUACGGCUUACGUCUCACAGAAAGCAGAUAAGGAGGUAAUGCCUGCAUCUGGGCUGUAACUACUUCAGAUUGCAGGUGGGGACUGCCAUGUCUGUGCAAAAAAACCCUCCAGACUCCCUAAUGGUUCUAGAACGUGGGUAGGCAAACUAAUGCCCGGGGACCGGAUCCGGCCCAAUCACCUUCUAAAUCCGGCCUGUGGACGGUCCGGGAAUCAACAUGUUUUUACAUGAGUAGAAUGUGUCCUUUUAUUUAAAAUACAUCUCUGGGUUAUUUGUGGGGCAUAGGAAUUCAUUCAUUUUUUAUUUUUUUCAAAAUAUAGUCCGGCCCCCCACAAGGUCUGAGGGACAGUGGACCGGCCCCCUGCUGAAAAGGUUUGCUGCCCCCUGUCUAGACAAACCUUCUAAACAUGCUGGGGGUUUUUUAAUAAAAAAAGUGCCAGAAGGUUUUUUUGUGUGGAAAGAGUAUUCCAUCAUGUGAGGUGGUUAUAGCCCAGAAAUAGCCUCAUAGCCUGUUUUUCAGUAACUAGGUCCAAAAAUAGCUCCUUCUUCUCUGCUUGCUUACUUCCCUCCAUGAUGGGAACGUAUAGGACCUGUAUGCAACUUUUCACUUUAAUUGGGCCCAGUAGAUUUUUGAGCGAAAGGGUUCUGAAACAAGAAUAAAACAGAAAUUGGCAUAGCUAUUUCUCCCCUUUCACGUUGCUGUUGUGCUUGGGGGAUUUAAGCUUUUGUACAGAGUUCUAAAUAGCACAAACCUUUUACCUCCAGAAUACCUUAUUAAAUGUAAACAAGGAAGGACAGCCCUUCGUCUGUCUUAAUUAAGUACUAUACCCCAGCUUUAAGCAUGAAAACUAUUGAGGCAGCAAGAAAUAAAAACAAGACAAUAACAAUGUGAAUAAAUGCAUCAACUUUAAAAGCACACACAAACAGAUUUACAAUUUGGGUUUGUAGAAUUGGUUGGAAAUAACUGAACAAGGGACAUAAAUGUUUCAAGAAGUAUAAAACAAUGUUAGCAUAUCAUCUUCUGAAAGUGAGGGGUUCGAACUUAAGGCAGGAGGGCAUAGUUGCCAAACUGAAAUGAAAACCAAACGGUUGUGAGCCAUGGCUUCUAGUUUGAUACAUGACUGAUGCUUCUCUUUUCUAUAGUUAAAAAUUUGUGGAAGGAUUGCUGUGCUUGCAGUGCUCAAUUUAAACAAGUUUUUUUAUUUUUAAACAAAACCUCUUAAAAUUUAGUUUAUUCAAAUUAGGUUUUCAGCUUUAAUGCCUUUUACGUUUUUUAAAAUGCACAUGCACUAUAUCCUGUGGAAGCUUAUCAUACCAUUUUUGUUAGAGGAAAACAGAUUGUGGUGGGUUGUAUUCAGCAAUUUUCAGCUAUUCCACCCCUCAAAAAAGUAAUCUGCUCUGGAAGAUCCUCCCACCCUCUGGAUCUAAUGUUGGGGGGGGGGCAGAAAUCACUGAUCUCCAUAUUUCAGUUAUGGAGGUAUUUUUAACAGCUGAAAAUCAUUAUUGGCUACCAGUUACUACUUGUACGUAUUUGCUACACAUUCAAUAUAUGCAUUUCUGUACUGUAAUAAUACCAUUCUUAAAUUUAAAUGCAACAACACAUGCAUUACUAUGUUAGUAUCACUGCUUUUGGGUCAGCUUGCUUUUUUCAGAAUCUCAGCUUGGGUUUUUUUAAUGCAUCAAUUGUAUUUUAAAACACUUUUCGAUUAAUCACAGACCCUUACAGAUUUUACUCUUGCCUCCUUUAACACAGAGAUGUGUAAGCUUUAGUAGGUCUAAAAAUGCUGAGAUGUUAAGUUAGAUGAUUAGGUAAUUGUAGGUAUAAUUUUCAGGUCUAAUUUUUUUGCCAGUGCCAGUUCAGUGACAUUUUAUAUACUUGGUCAUAAUUAUGUAAGAUCAGGUUUUAUUUUUGUCCACUUGAAAUACUGAGAGAGCAUAUCUAAGAUCAGACAGGGUGGUAUUGGAGGAUAAGCAAUCUGUCUUAGAUCACUGAGAUUUUGAAAAAAGAUUGAAGACAUGUCUAUGAAAUAGCACUUUUAAUUGUGAUUUAAAUAGAGAACCCGGACUUUCUAAGCCUCUUUUCAAGCUGGAGCAAUGGCAGCCCUGCUGAAAGAGUAUUUGAAAGAUUCAAGGUCAUCCCCAGGCCAUUUGAGGGAAAUGUGAACCGUUUAUUAAAAUGAAUGGAAGUUUAGUUAGCUUUUUUUCCUCCUGACAAUAAACCUUCUAGAGUUUGAAAUAAUAAUAGGCAAACAUUUCACGGAUAACACGUCUCAGGAGGGUAAGAAAAAUGUUCUAAUAUUCUAUUUUGUGCACAAAUAGUAUAAAGUGGUUUUUUUUCCUUCCUUUUUAACAGAGAAAAGGAGAGAUCUACCAAAUGGUAAGUGGUUGGUUUGUUUGUUUUUGCUUGCAGUAACCAUGAAAUUGUUUGAUUGUUUCAACGUCGCUCACUUACUCCUAGCUUAUCACUCAUGAAUGCAAUUGCCUAUCUGAACAUCAGUGCAUCUUUUAAAAUUGUAAGUGGACAGUUAGGCUUUGAUUAGCUGUGGGAUUGCUUAGUGGUACUUUAAAAUUGCAAUGCAAACAGUACAGUAGGAGGCGAAAGCAGGAAGGCCUGAGAAUAAAGACCACUGACAAAUGUGGAUGUUGCAGUGACAAACUCCUCUUCUUAGCAAAUGCUGAUUAUGUGGGAAUGACUUAGGAAGUCAGCUUUAAACCAUUUGACAUACUGACAUUAGCUUUUCAUCUGCAGAAUUCACUCAGAUGUUUUAGCUGCUAAGUCAUGAGCCAGAAUCAUUUUAAUUUUUGAGGGGGGAUUAGAAAUAGUGUUCUUCCUUUAUUGGUACAAACCUCGACAGUUGUAGAAUAUUUGCACAAAGGUGCAAUAUAUGAUUCGUUUUAAAGUAGCUAAAUACCACCCUAUUGUUGAAAGGUUUGGUUAACAUCGCAGAAUAAAAAUUGUAGGAUUAAACAAAUUGGCAUUGCUGGUUAUGUAAAAUGCAUUAGCCUGUAAUUUCCUGGGAUUUGUGUUUUUAUUCAUGUUGGUAAUGGAAAAGUCUAUUCAAUGUUAAGGCAGUGAGCUGUAGAUUUACUGACCUUCCAUCAUAAUGGUUAGGAUGAAAAUGGGGAUUUAUCAGAAUUAGUUUUAAAAAAGCUUGCCAGGAAUCAUGUGGCCCACUUUCAUUUUAGCACAUGAGCUGGAAUCUGAUUUAGUCUGCAGGAAGCUGCCCUCCAGCAGGCAGCAACUGAGGAAUAUAAAGGAUUUUCACAAAACAUUGCAAUGUUUUGUACCACGUUUUCGGAAAACGCUUCUGAGGAUGUGAAAGAUAUCAACAUUAGUGGAUGCUUAAGACCACUAUAUUGUCAAGUUCUUCCAAAUGACGAACUUUAUCGGCCGCUUUCAUCUUCACUGAUCGAGCUCUCAACAGCUGAUGGGGAAGGUGCUUGUGUUAUGAUGGGGAAAAUUUUGUUGGAUAUAAAUAUGGCAGUGUUAGAAGAAAAUGGAAGUCCCUUAGAGUCAUGUGUUCCUCGUGGACAACCCAAGCCUAAUGAGAGUGGUAAGCAUGCUUUUCAUUGGCUGGCGGUACUUAUUUCUGAGCAAACAUGCUUUUGAUGGCACUGCUAAAGGGGGGGAAAAACAGCAUUAAAAAUAUAUGUACAAACUGAGUGGUUUUUAUGCAACAUGGAAAAAGAUUAUUUCUUCUACAAAUCAAACUAGUAGGCAUUAUCCUCCAUCUAUAGCAUUGAAAAUAUAGACCUCAUAAUGAAUAUGUUGUAACAGUGGUUUUUAUUUUUAUUUCUGUUUAAUUUUACUUGUGGAAACCAUCAAUUUUUAGCUGUCUCGAUACGAUACCAAAAAAUCAAAAUCUAAUCUAAUUUGCAGAUUAUGGUAACCAAGAAUAGCAAAAUUAUUAGACUCUUAUUUUAUUGUGACAUUUCCAAGAAUUAGUUUGAUUAUAUUUAUAUUGAUUAUAUUUGCUACUAGAAAUAGGCAAACAUCAGGUGUGCAUGACAGGUACACAUGGAUUUACUAUGCUCACCUCUAUUACAGUUUCUUUAUGCUCACCUCUAUUACAGUUUCUUUAAAAUAUGUGGUCUCCUAAGACCUUCUGCUACACAGAGUUGCCUCACCAUUGAAGAUAACUUAUGUACAUUAUUCAACUUGCACCAUGAAUUUUAUAAAAAUUUCUUGCACCUAAGCAAUAAUUAUACUGAUAGGCUCACAUAUGUAGAAGAGUAAGAAAUAUUGAGGAAGAAAUUACUCAAUUUCUCAAGAAAUUAUAAGAGUAAGAAAUUCUAAGACAUCUUGACAACAUGUAUCCACUUAUUUCUGUUGUAAAAUGGUAUAGAAAGAUUUGUCUUAAUAUUUUAGAGCUAGAGCUAUCACUGUUAGAAAUCUGUUAAACAACAGUUUUUGAAAUGAGAUUGGGGGAUGGGAAUAUUGGAUUGAGAUGGCAGGGGGAGUACUAUUGGGUUAAAAAAAGAAUCUAAUGGGAAAAUGUAUUUACUUUUUCUAUGCUUAAAUGAACCAUUUUGAGAUAAUAAUAAUAAUUCAUGCUGAUUGAAAUCUUCUGGCCCUUUGUAUUGUGUGGGGGGGAAACAAAGGUUUUCCUAGGUAUCAUUUUGCUUUUAAAACAUUAAUCUCUCCUUACUCUGUAAUACUUGGAGUCCAGGAAACAUAAGAUGGCAGACCAAAUUAAUUUGAAUCUAUUUGCACCCCUACAGGUCCAAGUCUACCAAUGGCAACUGUUGACAUCAAAAAUCCAGAAAUCACCACUAACAGAUUUUAUGGCUCACAAGUCAACAACAUUUCAUAUACCAAAGAGAAGAAAAAAGCAAAAGCAAAAAAGAAGAGGUUAACAAAGGCAGAUAUUGGAACUCCAAGCAACUUCCAGUAAGAGCGCCGUUUCUUUUUUAUAACUUUCUACAGAUAGGCACAAAAAUUACUACAUUUGGGAAGAAAAUCAGUUUGUGAAUAAUACUAAAUAGGUGCCCUUUAAAAUAUUUUCUCCAUGGUGAUUUGCCAUUUUGGAAAUGGCGGUAUUAAGUUAAGGUAGUUUAAGAUGGACCACCCAUGUGUGUGUGUGUGUGUGUGUGUGUGUGUGUGUGUUUGUGUUUAAAGGCCCAAGGUGCCUUACACAAUAGAAGAACAAUACAGUAAAACUCAGUAUGAAAAUCCUCCAAAAGCAGGAUGAUGAGAUCCAGCAGAGCCAACAAAGCCAUCAGUUAAAAUUGGCAGCUGUGGCAUGCUGGAAAGUGUGAGUGAGCAUAUCUUAGUCUGAUACUGAAAUGUCACCUGGCAAGCCUACCUAGGGAAGGAGAGCCAUAGAUCUCCCAAAGGGCAGGAUUGCUCAUGAGGAUGGCUUCUGAGUGUAACUGGGCACUCGUGGUAGAAGGUGUGGUCCUUGAGAUACAUGGUCCCUAACCAUUUAGGGCACUCUGAAUUGGUUCAAAAAAUGAACCAACAGCCCAGUGUAGUUGCACGAACACCAUGGUGUUCCCUCUAAGUAACCUAGCUAUGUGUUCUGCUAACUAACUGGCAUUUGUGAAAAGUAUUGGCCUAUGUGCAGGAAUCUGAUCUGGACAUUUGGUUGUUUAAAGCAUUUUUACCCUGAUGAAAACAGUUCGCUGAGUGACUUCCAAAGAAGAAUUGCAAGACAGUCCCAGCCAUACAGAUCAGUCUCAGCCAUACAGAUAAAGACUUACAGGUUGGGAGAGAGAAGGAAAAAGACACGCUCUGGCACUAGUUCUCAGUUGUGUAUUUGGUUAGCUCCCAACAAUCAAAACAUCUUCUCUGAAGUGGAUGUUGAUUGACCUUACAGGGUGUGUCAUCUACCUUCUCAAGCGUAUCAAAAAUCUGCCAAUUUUUCAUUGGUCCCUCUAUGGUAAGGAUUAGCAAACACAGAUAAUUGUUGCCAUUGAGGGUAAGAUCUAGGUGUUUUUUAGCACUGGAAAAUUAGAGGCACCAGGGCUUUUUCUCAGAUGGAACUUGUCGGAACUCAGUUCCGGCAUCUCUCAGGUGGGUGCCAUUGCCAUUCUAAGAGAACAAGAGAGGCGUUCAUAGUGAGUUUCAGCACCUCUUUUUCUAGAAAAAUAACACCAAGAGUUAUUUAGUGACUGCAAUUGAUAGGUACCAGAUCGAUUUGUAUUUGUGUGUGUUGGUGUUUCAAUGUUUCGAUGUUGUAUCUAUGUAUAUAUUGUAAAUUGUAUAAUGUUUUCCCCCCGAUGGUUAAUAUGACCGUGAUGGUUGAAACAGCAAUAAACAAACAAGCAUCAGAUCAUGUUUCAUUGUACAUGGAGAACUUCAGGUGUCCCAAUAAAAUACAUACAGGUUAGGUUAAAGACCUUAACCAAUCAUAAUACUAAUAACAGAAGCAACUUUCAUUAUGUAUUCCAUCAUGUAUGCAUGGUAUCUUAGCUUUUGUUGUUGCAUGCAAGCAGACUUUUUAUACCGAGUAAUUAAGUUUCCACUGAGAUCCUUUAUUUAGAUAUCUCAGUGGGCAGACUUCCAUGGCAGUCAGCUUUUCUGUCACUAUUAAGCUUAUCCUGCAGUUACACAGGGCUGCACUGGGCACGUUCUUGAUUUUCAUGAGAUGACAGUGAAAUCCUACUGCUAUCCCAAGUGUGCAUCUAGAACGUACCUCAGUCCGUUUUCACCAUGCAGGGCAGUCAUGACAAAAUGCUGAAUAUUCUUUGACAUACACUUUGGUGUAGAAGGUGAAGCACCUUUCCAUGUAGAAAGUUUGACGCCCACUGUUAUAUUGCCACGGAAGGAUGAUGAGCAUCCAGUGGCAUCCAUGAUUUCUAACAGUGCUAUACUACUGAAUGAUAAAGGUAAAUGGUAAAGGACAUGGGGGUGGCGCUGUGGUCUAAACCACUGAGCCUCUUGGGUUUGCCGAUCAGAAGGUUGGUGGUUCGGAUCCCUGCGACAGGGUGAGUUCCUGUUGCCCUGUCCCAACUCCUGCCAACCUAGCAGUUUAAAGCACACCAGUGCACGUAGAUAAAUAGGUACCACUGCGAUUGGAAGGUAAACGGCAUUUCUGUGCGCUCUGGUUUCCGUCACGGUGUUCCAUUGCACCAGAAGCGGUUUAUUCAUUCUGGCCACAUGACCCGGAAAGCUGUCUGUGGACAAACGCCGGCACCCUUGGCCUGCAAGCAAGAUGAGCACAGCAACCCCAUAGUCGCCUUUGACUGGGCUUAACCAUCCAGGGGUCCUUUACCUUUUAUCUUUUACUACUGAAUAUGAAUACGAAAUAACAGAGUAGUGAAACUUGUACCUGGCAAAUGCAAUUUAAUGAAAACCCGGCUCCUUAUUUAAUAAAAGUUGUCUCCAUUAUUAUCUUAACUACUGAAAAUGAAAAAUGGACUUAAUCAGUAUAGUAUGGCCAUUUUUUAGGCUUCAGGGACUCUGUUUUUGAAAUGUGCUAAAACUCUCUUAAUUGAGAUUGAUACUGUUUAAAAUUAAAAUGCUAUCAGUAGAUCUCUUGGCACUGGCUAUUUCAGAGUAUGUGUGGAAUCUGUGGAAUCAUUUAGGCACAGAAUGCUGUGUCUCAUCCGAACCAUUUUCCAUUUGUAUCAGUUGAUCAAUUAUAAUGCAAUAGUUUAUCACCGUGAAGCUUAUAUAUUGAAAUAUGUAAUACUCCUUAUAUAUUCUAAUUUUGCAUUUCAUUUUUUCCCUCUAGGCACAUUGGACAUGUUGGCUGGGACCCGAACACAGGUUUUGAUGUAAGCAAGAAUGAGGGUGGUUAACUGUUCCAAAACUCCCAAGCGUUCUACAGUCAUUCUAUAUUUAUGUGAAACAAAAAUUGAAAGGAGGGCAAUUGUAAUUCAUACUUUUUUUUGUCAUGAAGGUUUUUAAAUUUGCCAUCCAAGCCGAUUUAACUAAGAAUGCUUUGAGCUUCAUGCCUGAAAACAGCAAUCUUCCCAGAAACUAUGCUACAUCAUUGCCACACAGCCCAAGGUUUUGUGUGGAGAAACUUUUCUAAUAAAAGGAUCUGUGUUUGCUGAACAAAACAAAAAAAGUAGCUUCUAACGGCUCUAAUGUUUCCAUUAGGUUAACAAUUUGGAUCCAGAGCUGAAAAACCUGUUUGACAUGUGUGGAAUUUCAGAGGCUCAGCUGAAAGACAAAGAAACAUCCAAGGUUAUAUAUGAUUUUAUUGAAAAAACAGGAGGUGUGGAAGCUGUUAAAAACGAGUUGCGUAGACAAGGUGAGUCCUCGUGCCAUCCACUCAUGCUUUGUAAUGCCUACAAAAAUGCAGGGUUUGAGCCAGACUUCACUGUAGUUCCAAGUUCUACCUUCUGCACUCUUCCUGAGGCCUGAGAGGAUGGGCUGAGGAAAGGGGAUCAAACUAAACUCUCUUCUCCCUGCCGCCCCAAUUUGUGGGAGCAUCCCGUGAGCAGAACUCGGGAUACUCCUGCAGGUGGGACCACAGUAUGAAUCCAACCCAUUACAUCAAGCUGAGAAAUGCUUCUCCAGAUUUUUAAAAUGGAUUUCUAUUUGCAUGUUUUGUUAAACACACUUACCGUAUUUUUUGCUCUAUAAGACUCACUUUUUCCCUCCUAAAAAGUAAGGGGAAAUGUGUGUGCGUCUUAUGGAGCGAAUGCAGGCUGCACAGCUAUCCCAGAAGCCAGAACAGCAAGAGGGAUUGCUGCUUUCGCUGCACAGCGAUCCCUCUUGCUGUUCUGGCUUCUGAGAUUCAGAAUAUUUUUUCUUGUUUUCCUCCUCCAAAAACUAGGUGCAUCUUAUGGUCUGCUGCAUCUUAUAGAACGAAAAAUAUGGUAAUUUGAAAUGGAAUACACUUCGCUUUGACAAAAUCUCCGCAGCCAACAAAUUUUUCUGUUUUAAACACCAUCCUGUAUCUAAUCCAAAAUGUUUAAAAAUUGAGUCCCGAGCAGGGGGUAUCCCAGGAGUUCAUUACUCUGUAGAAAUUGACUUCUCUGGGUUUGUUUGUUUUUGCAAGUAGCUGCAAUGGCCAGCUAUAAUUGGAGAACCAAGAAUUUCUGUCAUGAUUCAACACUUACAUGGUACCACCCAUUUACUACAUAGGUGCAUGUGCCUCUGUAGCAUUAUUAUUAUGGGGUAGACAGCAGAGGCUAGAGACCAACAGUUUCAUGGCAGUGGAUUAAAGAAAGUAAAUGAGACUAGGAUGCUUCAGAAAAAGUUAAUAUAUGUUACAUUUAUGAUCUAGGUCCGCCACUCUGGAGUGGUAUGUAUGAAUUCUAAUCUUCAGAGUUCUUCACAUUGCAGUGGUGUGUGAUACACAAUACCUACAUAUUUGGGUUAAAAAAUACCAGAUUUAGGAAUUGAUACAUCAAUACAUAAUUUGUAACCAUUUUAUAUAGUUAAAAGUUGUGGCUUUUUUCCCCAUUGGAUAUUACUGGUAAACAGUGCCCUGCAAUUAAUUUUUUGUUAAAGUCACUAACCUGCUCCCCUUUGGUGCUUCAACCUACCGUAUAACAUGCCUUAUAAAAUAUAUAUCCUUGUUUGAAGUGUGUGUGUGUGCUUUAAGAUCUUAAUUUAGCGAUUUUGAACAAAGGGCUUCCUUGUUCUAAUAGCAAGUACUUGUACUUACAAGUGGUUUUCUUCAUCAUGGCUAAGUAGAACACAUUUUGCCAAUUACUAGUUCUUAAUUGGGUUUUGGGAAUGAACUGCUCCAUAUUUGCUCUGAACACAGAGGUGUUUGACCACUGGUAGGGAUUGUCUAUGGAGAAAGAUUUGAGUCUUAAAGUGCAAUCCUAUGCAAGUCUGCGCUCAGAAGUAAGCUCAGUUGAGUUCUGUGAGAUGAAUAGGUAUGAGACUGCAGCCACAAUCUUGCGAAGCACUGAGGCCAUUCACUAGCAAAGUGAUUUCUUCGCUGGUGACUGCAAGUAGCAGGAAAUAAUAUUAGAGAGACCUUAAUAAUAUUGCAUGGUGAUGUGUAUUCCAUCCUUCCUCUUCCUCCUCUCACUGUUAAGGAUGGGUGGAAGAGUCGAGCUGCCAUUUUGAGAUUUAAACAGAGAAUGAUGGCCUAUAUGUAUAUGUCAAGAUUAACUCGAAUAUGCUAGUGCUCAAGAUCAGGGUGAGCUAAGGCCUUAGUUCAUUUGGCUACUUAAAGUUCUUCGAAAAUGAAUGCCUUUACACAUAUACCUAUGCCUCAGUGGCCUCCACAUUGAGAUGAUUUGCUGGAUUUGAUGUGGGGCUAUAGUAAAAAGUUAUUCAGAACCUUCCAUUGAUUGUUAUAUGGAAGUGGGGAUUAGGUCUGCCAUCUGUAUUGGAUUCCCUGUCGCAGUAAAAAUGUGCCUAAAUCAACAAAGCCAUGUUUGAUUUGCUUUAUAAUGACAAAUGAGCUAUCUUGGGCAAAACUAUAUGUUGCCCAUUUUCUAGUGUAUGAAAACGCUUUACCCAUUUUUUUUAACAGUUGGGUAACACAGCCAAUUGGGAGCAAUAGCUUUGUGUGAGGUGGAGAAUUUUCAAAUUUCAGUGAUUCUAAAACACAAAGUAUUAACCUUUCUGUGGAGAGAGUUGGUUCCUUUUGGAAAUGCUUUGCUGCUGUGUUAAGAUUAUCCUCCUAAAGGCUGUGAGUAUAAAACUUCAAUGUCAUGAUAGACCGUCACUUGUAAAUAUUGGCAUUGACCUGUAUAGACAUUUGAGAACAUGCAUUCUUCCCCCCACCCCACUUUUUCCCUUUUGCUUGGUGUGCGGAGAGUGGUUUGUUGCAGUUGUGAUGCUAGCUGGGUGAGAGACCAGAUAUGCUCAAUUGGAAACUAAUAUAUAUUUUUUUAAAAAAACUGAUAAAAUGGUAGUACAGUGGUAACUCGGUUUUCAAACAUAAUCUGUUCUGGAAGACUGUUCGAGUUCCAAAACGUCCAAAAACUCAAUGCAGAAAAUUCUACGGAAUCCACGUAGCAUGUUCAGCAUCUGAGACGUGUUCAAAAACCACAGCAUUUACAGGUUUACAGCAUUUGAAAACCGAAAUGUUUAUCGACCUCGGUCCAGUAUACCUGAAGGAGCGUCUCCACCCCCAUCGUUCUACCCAGACACUGAGGUCCAGCGCCGAGGGCCUUCUGGCAGUUCCCUUACUGCGAGAAGCCAAGUUACAGGGAACCAGGCAGAAGGACUUCUCGGUAGUGGCACCCACCCUGUGGAACGCCCUCCCACCAGAUGUCAAAGAGAACAAAAACUACCAGACUUUUAGAGGACAUCUGAAGGCAGCCCUGUUUAGGGAAGCUUUUAAUGUUUGAUGCAUUACGGUAUUUUAAUAUUUUGUUGGAAGCCGCCCAGAGUGGCUGGGGAAGCCCAGCCAGAUGGGUGGGGUAUAAAUAAAUUAUUAUUAUUAUUAUUAUUAUUAUUAUUAUUAUUAUUAUUAUUAUCAACAGAGACAUUUGAAAACCAAGGUACCACUGUACUGUCACUGCAGAAAUAUAGCAUUGUGAACUGCCCUUUAUUGAUGGAUGUGCAUGUCCUGAACUUCUCACAAUUGUGAUGGAGGACAGACUGCAAACUGAGUGAGGUUCCCCGGGGGAAAGGCAAGGGAACUGAGCUCUUCUGUAAAUCAAAAUGGUCUUUUUGAUGCAGCUCUUGGUCGGUGGGGAAAGCUGUCCCUCCGUAAUUGACUAAGCACUUGUUUGUUUUUUGUUCUCAGCUCCUCCACCACCUCCACCAUCCAGGGGCGGCCCUCCCCCUCCUCCUCCUCCCCCACCACCACAUAGCUCGGGGCCACCUCCCCCUCCUAUUAGGGGAAGGGGAGCUCCUCCCCCACCUCCUUCAAGAGCUCCGACCGCAGCGCCACCCCCUCCGCCUCCUUCCAGACCUGGCGGUGCAGUGCCGCCCCCGCCCCCCAACAGGAUGUAUCCUCCUCCUCCUCCGGUUCAUUCUUCCUCGGCCCCCUCCGGCCCCCCUCCUCCCCCUCCGCCACCUUCGGGUGGUUCUUGUGUGCCUCCUCCGCCUCCCCCACCCCCUCCCCCUCCUGGUCCUCCUCCGCCGCCCGGUGUCCCAGUCGAGGUUGACCAUCAGCUUCCAGUUCCUGCAGGAAAUAAAGCAGCUCUCUUAGAUCAAAUCAGAGAAGGGGCCCAGUUGAAAAAAGUAGAACAGAGCAGUCGUCCGGUCUCCAGCUCGGGAAGAGACGCGCUACUUGAUCAGAUACGGCAGGGUAUACAGCUGAAGUCUGUGAGUAUCACUGGGUUUUUUUGUUCUUUAGUUCUGCUUACUAGCAAAAUUUUGUGCAGUGUGUAUCGUAGAAUCGUGUUGGAAGGGACCCCAAGGAUCAUUCUGCCCAACCCCCUGGAAUUCAGGAAUCUCAACUAAAGCAUCCAUGACAGGUGGCCAUCCAACCUCUGCUUAAACGGCCUCGGUCCUGUAUACCUGAAGGAGCAUCUCCACCCCCAUCGUUCUGCCCGGACACUGAGAUUCAGCGCCGAGGGCCUUCUGGUGGUUCCCUCAUUGCGAGAAAUGAGGUUGCAGGGAACCAGACAGAGGGCCUUCUCGGUAGUGGCACCCGCCCUGUGGAACCCCCGCCCUUCAGAUGUGAAGGAAAUAAGUAGCUAUCCUAUCUUUAAAAGACAUCUGAAGGCAGCCCUGUUUAGGGAAGUUUUUAAUAUUUAAUGCUGUAUUGUUUUUAACACUUGAUUGGGAGCUGCCCAGAGUGGCUGUGGAAACUCAGCCAGAUGGGCGGGGUAUAAAUAAUAAAAUAUAUUAUUUAUUUAUUUAUUUAUUUAACUAACAUCUCCAAGGAAGGAGAGUCCACAACCUCUGUAAUAUACUAAUAUAUGUUUGUCACAAGAAUUUCAUUAACUGUCUUUUCUGUGUCAAAUGCGAAUUCCUAAAAAUGCCCUUGAUUUUAAACCUUCGGCACAUUCUUCCACCUAAGUAGACUUUUGGUGAUCGAGUAAAAGUACGAAGUGUAGAAUAAUCAGUCUGCCCUUGUUUCUGUUUACUUGAAGGUAUGCUCUAGCCAUUGGCUUCUCAGUAAUUGAGUGCUAAAUGUUCUAAGUUCUAUGUAUGCUUCUACAUUUCUAUAUUCAAUCACCUCCACCCCAGGUAUCUGAUGGGCAAGAGAGUGCACCGCCUACGCCUGCUCCCACCUCGGGUAUUGUGGGAGCGCUAAUGGAAGUUAUGCAGAAAAGGAGCAAAGCCAUUCAUUCUUCAGGUAGCGCAUUAAAUCAGUCUUUGUACAGCCAUGUGCAAUUUGUUUCUUUGAAUUAAUACCCAGGUUUAUAGUGCUGCCUCGCAAGACGAAAUUAAUUCGUUCCGCGAGUUUUGUCGUCUAGCGAAUUUUUCGUCUUGCGAAGCACGAAAUCCCAUAGGAAUGCAUUGAAAUUCAAUUAAUGCGUUCCUAUGGUCAAAAAAAGUCCAAACAAAACCAAAUUUGGUACAACAAGAGUUUAUUAAGUGCUCGCUCUUUAAAGUCACACAUACUGUAAAGAACAUUUCAAAAACUGAAGGAACAAUAAAUUAAGUUUCUAAACAUGACAGAAAAACAUUUAAAAAUCAGCAAAGUGUACAGUACAUUUUCUAAGACUCUGGGGGACAACUCGAAGAAGGUUCCUCUUCCACUCUUUGCUUCUUGCUGAAGAACCCCCUCCUCAACUGUUCCCCCAGCCACCCACCACACAGAAAUUCAAAUCCAGAUUUUUUUAAAAAAAAACAGCAGAGUGGCCCAAUGGUCACAGAAAAUCAUAAAAAUGCAGAAAAAAACCACACAAGCUUCCAGAUUCUUGCAAACCCCUCCUCAACUGUUCCCCCAGCCACCCACCACACAGAAAUUCAAAUCCAGAAUUUUUUUUUUAAAACAGCAGAGUGGCCCAAUGGUCACAGAAAAUCAUAAAAAUGCAGAAAAAAAAACACACAAGCUUCCAGAUUCUUGCAAACCCCUCCCCAACACCAAGUCCUUGAAUUCCAAACACCCCAACCCAAAAUCCAAAAAACCCCCAAAAAGUUUUAAAAGGUUAACUUACCAAAUGGCUGCAAAAUAAGUUUUGGAAAAGCUUCAAAAAUCACCAAAGUCUUCAAAAACCUCAAAAAAGGCUACCACACCGCGUUCUAUGAGUUGCUCCUCAAAGUCAAGUUGCAACUGUAUUAACGGUGUUAAGAAAAAGGAAACAAACUUGCAAGACGUUUUCGUUUUUCGUCUUGCGAAGCAAGCCCAUAGGGAAAUUCGUCUUGCGAAGCAGCUCAAAAAACGCAAAACCCUUUCGCCUAGCGAGUUUUUCGUCUUGCGAGGCAUUCGUCUUGCGGGGCACCACUGUAUAACAUGGAUUAUAGCACCUAUUUUAUCUGCCGAUAUAAUAAUAUUUAACAGAAAGGGAUUAUAGGCUUAUCAGCAGUGUGAAGUUUUAAAAAAAACCUGUAUUGAAAAAUAGCCUUGUAGCAACCGUAAAAAUUAUAUUAAUCAACAGUUUACUAAUUUAUACAAUUCUAGAACUGCUUGUCACAACCCACACAAUGGGUGUAAUUUAUGGAAGCUUGUUUCUGUUUCCAUAAGCAUCCCUUAUUUAAAAAAAGAAUAGGUUAUUUGGUUAUUCUCCUGAACCAGAUAGAUUGCUUAUUUAUUUGGAAGAAGUAUAUAGAUAAUAGCAGGAAUAUUACAAAUAUUUUGAAGCUGUCACUUAGGUCUUAAUACUGUGCCACCAUCAAGAAAAUCAUGUUUUGGUCAGCUGUUAUUACAAAAAUCAUGGGGUAGGCAUAAAUAAUAAGCACUCUACUCUGAAGGAAAGUAAUAUACAAUUACUAUGCGACUUAGGACCUGGGUACUUAACAUAGUCACAAUUUUUCACAUACAUGCCCAGGCAUAUUAUUAUUACUAUUAUUGUUAUUAUUUCUUACUGUGCAAAUGCCAUUCAUUACCAACUAAAUGGGGGCUGGGGGCGGAAAUGGCAACACUAGCUUUUGCUGAAUGUUUAGUUCUUGCAAAAAUAACUUACUUUUUUUCUUACCAUUAGAUGAAGAUGAGGAUGAAGAAGAUGAAGAAGAUUUCGAGGAUGAUGAUGAAUGGGAUGACUGAUCAGUAUAUUAUAUAUCAUAUAUAUUUUUAAGGUGAAAUACUAAACUACUUUCUGUCUAUGGAUUCUGUAAAAUUAUCAUGUAAAUGUUCUACCAAUUUGCUGUAUAUUUUUGUUGCCUUUUGCUUUUUUAUUAAUCUGUGCAAUACCUCAUUUAAUCUGUAAAGGUUUGUCAUAAUCCUAUACAAAGUUACUCCCGAAAUUAAUGUGUACAAGUUUACACCAGGUUGUUCAGUGUACAUGUGAACACUUUCCAUUCCAUCAAUAAGGGAGUUUUAAUGUAAUAUGCGAGAUUGACAAACACACCUUAAAUGUAUUUAGUUAUAAUGCAAGAAGGAAAACACUAUUUUCAUACCCUACUUUUUCUGUAUCUAAAUUUUCUUAUUAAAACCUAGUAUAGCACUACAUUCUUUAAGCAAUGCAGCUCCUAGUUUUAGCCCCUUCAUCUUGGAAACUCUGCCACGUGGGUGAGGCUGAUAAAACAAAGAACCGUUGCAGUUCAUACCGCUGCGAUUUAAAUUUAGCAUUUAAGCUGACAUAAAACAAUCGUAAAAUAAUAAUAACAAUAAUAAAGCAGUUGUGAAAAUUUCCCCUGAUUCUGGAGCACUGUGUUUCCUGCUAUCGGGCAGCGUUGACACCUUGAAUGCUCAAUUUAGGAACUUCCCUGUUUGUUUCAGAGUGUGACAUCUCUGAUGUAAGCCACCUCUGAUUUUUACCAGCUACCUUUCACAAUGAAGAGGAGGAGUCUACAUUUAUGGCAACUGCUGCGGGUGUUUAUUUAUUUUUAUAUGCUGUUUUUUACUGAAGGGCUGUGGUUAUAAAGUUUGCUCUGAAUAAUAGCGGAUUUAAAUUAAUUUUAAAAUGUGUAGGGCAUGAGAAUACUAAUAAAUGAAUUUAGGUGGUGUCACUCUGCAGUCUUGAUGGAUUACGGUAUAAACCGAACACAAUUUAGGCACCAGAUCUGUGAUCUAGAAAUUGAAAGCAUUUAUACAGGGAUGGAUGGAUGCCUUAAAUAUAUACUUCUCCUGACUGUGACGGGCUUUCCAAAAGCGAUGGGGAAAGUUUGUGGGGGAGAGAAGGGAUAUGAGCAUGAAUUCUUCACUGAUGUUUCCUUUCAACUCCCUUUGGCUGGAUAAGCUGAGACUGGGUAGGCUCUGUGCCUGUCAGCCUAUUAAUGUUCAGAGAUCCACUCCUCGCAUGCACCCCUAUGGGUUUAUUCAAGCAUAAUGGGUCAAUGUUGCCCUGUUUCCUUUGGACACUAAAUCUCCAGGUAGAGCUCACUGAACUGCUUGCCUUUUGAGAGGGUCUCACUACUGCAAAGUUGGUUUAAACCACUGCUUUUUAUACGCACUGAACUUGCAUAUUGCAGUUUGAUUUGCCUCACGCUUAGAAAUGACGCCAAAGGAUGUGCUUGGAAAUCGCGUUCCGACGUACGACGGGGAAAGUUGAGUUCUCAUCUUAAUUUUCGUAUUUACUAAUGGACUUAACGUUUGGAUUAUCUCCCUAUUUUAUAUGCAGGGUGCUGCAUUUAAGAUAGGCAUUGGCAGUGCUAACCCCAUACUUGCAGCAAGGAGACACUGAAGUAGAAAACACUAGGAAUAAUCAACUUGCCUCGCUGCUGCACAGUGUUUCAAGGGAGGAAUAUCUGGCGUACAAUUAACACAUGCUUCUUUCCCCUCUCCCCAUCUUCUCUAUUCAUGGUAUAUUGGAUGAAAUUUGUAUUUGCUGAAACCCAGUGUUGGCUUGAUCUUGGCAGGCUGGACCUGCAAUAUGACCUGGCUUGGAUAUCUUAGUGCAGUUAUAACGUAUGUCUAGCAUCCGGAUUUUUAAUACUCGAGGAAAACAGGAUUUUAAAGGUUAUGUUGAUGAAGAGGGAGGUGUUGGAAGCAAAGCUACGUUAUUCCGAUGAGGGUAACUUUUGUUUUAAGCACACGGCUUGGGAAAGGAGAAUUUUAAAGGUCUCCUCCUCUCCCUGCGGUUGUAGCCACAGCACUGCCUGCUGCUGGAAAGACUUUCAGCCACUGUUGCUGCUAGUAUGGCUUGAGGACUGCGGGCAGGUUGGCUGAAGCCGGAUUUGAAUGCUCUGAAGUAGGAUUAAGAAUGUGCACAUGAGAGGGAGUGUUAAUGGCCUUCGGGACAGCGUUUAGUGCUGUCUCUCCAGCUCUGUAAUCAUAAAGGGCAUUUUUCAAAUAGAUCUUGCUCAGGUGGCCUCCAAAGAUGUUACUUACUAGCAUGAAUAAAGCACAUGCUUCUAGAGUCGAGAGAACUUGGAAAGAUUUAAUAUUUUAUGUCUGAGAUAUUUGUGUAAUCCAUUAAUCACUUGCCCAACAGGCUUUCGUUUCGUUUUGUUUUGUUUUCCUAUAAAGUGUAUCCACAUUAUUGCACAAAAGUUCAGAUGUUUUGCUUUCAAUAGCAUAUUGUACGGUCUUAAUUUAAGGCAUGACUGCAGUUACAGUUAGGCUACAAAGUCACAGCUGCAUGUUUCUGCAUUUUCCCAUGUGGGCUGGAGGCGACGUUUCAUGUCAUUGAAUCACUACUGCUAACUGUUGUAACAAGGCAGCUUCAUGCACCAGUUAAAUUGACUGUCCAGGUAGCCUUGGCAAUUAGCAAAUGAGCCUGAGGCCUAUAUCUCAGCACUACGCAUAGACAAUAUCAACUAGCCGCUUGUACUCUGAAAGCAUCUCAAUCGUUCAGUUUUCCGUUUCAUCAAACUGAAAUUCUUGGUAUGUGAAUUUUCUUUCUCUUUGGCUUUUUUUUUUAAUGUACAGUGAAUAGGAUGUUGCACUGGUGGCAAUUCAUCAUGGAGCAUAAUAAAAUUAAUUUGACUCAAAAACA
Podarcis lilfordi (Lilford's wall lizard) is the source of this 35457-nucleotide messenger RNA. NCBI's taxonomy places the organism in Eukaryota, Metazoa, Chordata, Lepidosauria, Squamata, Lacertidae. The record is from the annotation of a GenBank genome assembly.